Nematostella vectensis (starlet sea anemone) is the source of this 1728-nucleotide messenger RNA. RefSeq names its product melatonin receptor type 1A-like. The transcript has a single exon. Bases 732 to 1628 code for a protein of 298 amino acids. Gene Ontology annotation, cellular component: membrane. The record is from RefSeq and is a predicted model, not a curated record. NCBI's taxonomy places the organism in Eukaryota, Metazoa, Cnidaria, Anthozoa, Actiniaria, Edwardsiidae. Gene Ontology annotation, molecular function: G protein-coupled receptor activity. Gene Ontology annotation, biological process: G protein-coupled receptor signaling pathway.
GCAGCUAGUUUUUUUUUCUCCUUUACCGGAAGCCGUGCAAGUAGACACAGCGUAUUUUAUCUUUUAAUAACUGCAGACGCAGAGCAAAACUGAGAAACUGACUCGAAGCGUCUGAUAACAAGGUCAACUUUAUUAAUCUUUAUCAGAUCAUCUUUUGUGAUGAUCCAUCACCGACACUGCGCCAAUUGCUCAAAACAAGACAAAGCCAGGUACAACGCCCAGAAUAUACAAGUUUGCAGACUUAAAGUCGAUAGCGCGUUAAUCAACAGAUCACAAAUCGAGCGCGGCAUCAAUAUUAAACAUCGCACAGAAGCGUCAAUGUUUAUGCGAUUGCUCUAGAUUUUUUACCAAAGACGACUCAAUGUAUGGCGAAGUUUAAAAUUGAUAACGCCCUGUGUUUAUGAUGUGUUGAUUAACGCACGAGCGACCUUAAAUGAAAUAACCUAAAGUGAUUAAAAAGCUGAUUGCAUACGGGAAGAAUAAAAGCAAAUUAUUAGAUCAUCAACAGAAAAAUCGAUCUUAUAUACACAAUAUAAGAUUCGUCGGAUUUGGCUCUCAAAAGCAUAUUAACAGGUUAUUAACUAGUUUAUAUGCUUCGUUUACUUAAAUGUGGUAAUUGAAGACGGCCGUGAUGCUUAAAGCCAGAAGACUAGCCUUCUUUCUCAACAAGCAGCCGACCUUUUGAAAGUAAACGUCUUGUACAAUACUAGAAAGCCGUGUGCUUGUGAAAUAUGGCCAACAACUCCACUUCCAUAACAGACAACGCAGUUUUUUCAAUGAUCCAGCUAAGCGAGGCAGUCGUUAUCGUCGUCAUGAACGCACUGGGAUUUUCUGUUUUCCUAAGCAAGACAUUUCGCUUUAAGAAAUCCACGUACUUUCUUGUCAAUCUUACAGUUGCUGAUUUUAUGGUUGGGGUUACACUAAUCGUACUCGCGGCUUUUCCUCUAGUGGGUCUGAGGCGGAAUGAAUUCUACUCUAUUUGUGUCAAGAUUAACUUCGUAUCGGUUGGUGCCUCUGUAUGGUCGUUCACGGCUAUUGCCAUAGAGAGAACCUCUGCUAUUCUGGCACCGUUUAAACACCGUCUCCUUGGAAACAAGCCCUACGUAUUUGGAAUUAGCCUGAUCUGGGUCAUUGCCAUCUUAAAUGAUCUUCCUACCAUAACUGAAAUACCAUCGGACAUCUUUUUGACAAUCAAGAAUGCUUCAGGACUAGCAGUUCCAAUUUUCAUUGUAUUCUGCUAUUUGGCUAUCUGGGUCAGGGUCAAGUUUGCCAAGUCCAUAGCCAACGCCCGACAACAUUCGGACAACAAAAAGCUGACAAUGACUCUAUUUUUGGUCACCCUAGCAUCUUUUCUUUGCUACUUUCCAUUAGCUGUCGCAAGCAUCUAUAACACUUGGGUGGAACCAGUUAAUGGCGGUAUUUUUAACGGUUUUAUGUUACUUAUAUAUAUGAAUUCGUUAAUCAAUUUUUUGUUAUAUUCCUUCCGAAUGCCGGAGUUCAGGAAAGAGCUAGUUAAAGUCUUGAGGAAAUGUUUGGUACGGAGGAUACCUACUUCAGAAGAUUUCCCCAUAUUUCGUUCCUGCCCUCAGAGAGCAAGGGGAGUCCACUCAGCAUGGAGAGGCCGCUAAGCAAGGAAAAUCCGUCCCUUAUAAUGAUGAAUACGUUUUCCUCUCUGUCUUUGUAAUAGAGGUACGGAGAGUCGAGAGUCACAGAAGGGGAGGGGGGUGU